GAACACGAGUAUCUGUGUUGGCCGCGGAUUGUAGGCCACGAAUGGGCGAUCAAUCACUGCUGCAUUUGCGGGACUGACACUCACGCCACUCAUAUCAAUAACGAUAAUCAAAGACGUCUGUUAGUCAACAUUCACUUAGAAAGUAACGCAUCGCGAAUAGAGUCGUUGCGAUUGAGUGACAAUUAUUCGCCGGUCUUUCGAGUGAUACUUCCCGUGAAAUUCGACAAUCAAUUGGCGGCCGAGACGUGUCAUCCGGUGCUCACAUUGCAGGCCAGCAUCGAAGCCAAUAAGCGAUCGCUUCAGCAAAGAGUGCAACGAUUUCUGAGCGAAGAACAAAAGCUAAUGGAGGAGCGGAUCCGUACGUUCACAGAACAGGAACACAACCGCUUCGCCGAAAUGCAGCUCACGAUCGGUCGCAAUGAGGAGACACUCUAUAACAUACUCGAAGACAUUCACCACAAGAUCGGUGGCGACCAGAGUCUGGAUCAGAGUUUGGCGUUUGCCGCCCAACAGUUGAAUAUCGACGCAAAUGCAGUCGAUGAAGAUCUGGGUCUCGACUCGUAUCUCAAUAUAAAGUCGACGCAAAGCAUAGCAAAGGCGAAGCCAUUGGACAAUAACAAGCAAAAGAAGUCACAACCCCUGCGCUAUAGAUCUCAAUCCGUUGACUACGAAUCCGUGGGCGGAAUCUUCGACAUCGAUGUCGAUGUGGACGACGGAAACGCUUUCGAUUCGAUCUCAUAUUCGGACGAAGAAGAGGACGAUUCGAUCGCUUUUCGCAAUUCAAACAAUGAAUACAAUUAUAAUAACGGAAGGGCUGUCCCUAACGCACAAAUGAACGCACAAAACAAUGGACUUAUGGCCUAUUCGUUGCCCAUUCAGGUCCAGAUCCCGAAGUGGAAGACUUUCCACAAUUACAGACACGACAUCGACGAAGAAGACUCAUUUUAG
Medioppia subpectinata is the source of this 948-nucleotide messenger RNA. The record is from the annotation of a GenBank genome assembly. NCBI's taxonomy places the organism in Eukaryota, Metazoa, Arthropoda, Arachnida, Sarcoptiformes, Oppiidae.